Molecule: messenger RNA, 4030 nt
Organism: Misgurnus anguillicaudatus (oriental weatherfish)
Lineage: Eukaryota; Metazoa; Chordata; Actinopteri; Cypriniformes; Cobitidae
Gene: cdc42ep4a
Product: CDC42 effector protein (Rho GTPase binding) 4a
Biological process (GO): positive regulation of pseudopodium assembly; Rho protein signal transduction; regulation of cell shape
Cellular component (GO): plasma membrane; cytoskeleton; cytoplasm
Molecular function (GO): small GTPase binding
Source: RefSeq, a predicted model, not a curated record
GAGCGGUGAGUUUACGGUAGAGCUUGAAACAGGAAGGAUGCGGCUGGUUGUCUAUGAACUCACAGUUUUUUGAUAUUGUGCAACUUAAAGAUACAAGAUAUCACACCUGCAUUAAAACAUCGCAGAGGAUCACAAGCGAAGUGUAUACAUGCUGAAUGUUUAGUUGCUGAAGCAGCAGGUCUUUUAAAAACCUCCCGGAGAUAAACUUACAAGCUUCACAGUGCGUGGAUCAAAACGUUUAACGCAAUUAAUUAUCUCCUGUUUGGACGUCACAGCCCACACUUCACCAAGCUGAGUAAUACCUGGAUAAUGUCUCUUUGACAAGCUUGUUGGACUUCUUACAUUUUUGUUAAAAUACACCACCACCCGUCGAGCAGAUUGUGUAGAUCGUACAGCACAAGAUGCCUAUCUUAAAGCAGCUAGUCUCCGGUUCAUCUCAGACUAAACGGCGUUCCCGCAUGGACCUCACCACGGAGAUGAUCAGCGCUCCCUUGGGUGACUUCCGGCACACCAUGCACGUAGGACGCAGCGGGGAAGCUUUCGGAGACACUUCUUUCCUCAGCACUCGAUCUGGAGAGCCACCCCAAGAAGAUCACAGCUAUCCUCGCUCUCCCAGACCUGGACUCCUCUCCCGUACCUUUCGGAGCAGCAAGCGCUCCCAGUCCGUCAACAGAGUAGAUCUGCGAGAGGAAGCUUUCCUUCCUCCGAGUGGAUCGCCUACCUUUGUAAAAAAUGCGAUGUCCUUGCCUUUUUUGAACAACGAGCAUGAUGGAGACGCUAGAGUUCUCAAGAGCUUGACCUCCAGCCCCUCCAACGGGGCUUCGGCUAAUGCGCUUGACCUAGAGCUCCACGAAAAGCAGUUUGGGGUGUUGACAGACCUGCGGCCGUCCCCGUCAUACAACGGGGGAGGUAUGAAGAAGGCUGAAUCUGUGAUGUCAUUCCACAUCGACCUUGGGCCCUCCAUGCUUGGUGAAAUUUUGGGAGUCAUGGAGAAGGAAGAUGACGACCAAGGGUUUGAGGAAGGAAAGGGCAGUGAGGGUCAUGCUUCACCUCUUCCUAACAACCAGGAAAGAGAUGAUGAAGACGAGGAGAUGGUGAAAGAGGAGAAACCGGAGGAGCAUGACGAGCUUCCCAUAAGAGCUCCCAGUUCUGUUGACCUGGAGAUCCAGAGUGAAGGCACCAGCACUCCAGAGCCACUCCACAAAUACCAGCAUCACCACGAUAGCUGCUCACUAUCCAGCUCGGGUUCAGCCGCCAUGGAGGAGAAACCGACCAGUCAGCAUCACGAAGACGACGUAGCCAGUUCUGACAACGCAUGCAACCCAGACAAUGAACCAGCCUUCUCCUCCUUUAUGGAGGAUGAAGAUGAUGAAAUCCGAGUAUGAAAGCCCACGAUCUUAAUGCGGAGAGGCUUUACCAGAUUUUGACAGUCUUCCGAUAUUGUAUUAAAACUGAGAGACGUUAAGUUGGGUGUAGAUGUAAGCACGUCCAGAUGCCUCAGGAUCCGGUGUCCCUAUGGAAAGACGUCGGGAGGACCGGUUUAGCUCGGACACCAAAGCUGUCAUCUGUCACACUACUCGCCACUCCAAGACGAACAGCUGGAUGUGUUAACAUUAAGACAGAAACAAAAAAGGACUGUUUGUGAUAUCAACUGAUAGCUAAGCUGAAUGAAAGGUGGUUAGGGAUACAUACAUGCAUCUAUAAAAAGGUUACUUGCUGGAGCAAAUGCAUUUAUUACACCACAGUCUCCACUGCAUACAGUACAAGACAGUCAUAUAACAUGACAUCAUUAUACGAGCUACUGUUGACUAAGCUCAGGAAGUGUCCUUGUAAUGCUAAUAACUCACUGCGCAUGUAUGAGCUGAAAUGGAAAUGAUUUGAAAAUGGCCACAUGCUGUACUAUUGGAGGAAGGUGGCGACAUGUUUCACCUUUUCAGCAUUUUUUGGUUGUACAUGUUUUGCAUAGCAGAUCUCUGCUCUGUAUCUUGCAAAUCUCACCACUUCCUUCCUGCAUUUUGUGACACGCGAGGGGAACUACUUCUUUGUCGCUGGAGUUUUGAUCAGUUUGGCCGUGUCACUGUAUUUGACACACAACGUGUUUAGCAACAAAGCCAUUUGUGUUUCUUGUGAGCAUGACUAUAUCAGUCGUGUUAUCUCCGUUAACUCUGGCAUUAGCAAUUGACACUGGUAUUGCUCCUCGGGUAACUUAAAGGAAUAGUUCAUCCAAAAAUGAAAAUUUUGUCAUCAUUUACUCACCCUCAUGUUGUUACAAACCUGUAUGAAUUUCUUUAUUCUGUUAAACACAAAAUAAGAUAUUUUAAUAAAUGUGGUAACUGCACAGUUAAAGGAUUAGUCCAUUUUCUUAAAAUAAAAAUCCAGGUAAUUUCACCACCAUGUCAUCCAAAAUGUUGAUGUCUUUCUUUGUUCAGUUGAGAAGAAAUUAUGUUUUUUGAGGAAAACAUUGCAGGAUUUUUCUCAUUUUAAUGGACUUUAAUAGAGCCCAACACUUAAUACUUAACUCAACACUUAACACUUUUUUUCAACGGAGUUUCAAAGGACUAUAAACGAUCCCAAACGAGGCAUAAGGGUCUUUGACAAUAAAAAUAACAAAUAUACACUUUUAAACCACAAUUUCUCAGCGUGACCUCGCGCAAUACGUCAUGACGUCAAGAGGUCACAGAGGACGAACGUGAAACUCCACCCCAGUGUUUACAAGUGUUUUAAAAGAGGACCGUUCCAACGUUGUUGUAUGUCAACUGAUACUAAUUAAUGUCUUUGUGUCAGUUUAUUGUUUACAAUGGUCCGCAAAUGUGCGUUUUAUAUUUUUAACACGUGACCUCCCUACGUCACUACGCAUUUACGUUAGGUCACGCUGGACCAGACCUAGACGAAAAGUUGUGGUUUAAAAGAGCAUAUUUUUUAUUUUUCUUGUCAAUAUGACAAUCGCUUCGCUUGAUAAGACACUUAUGCCUCGUUUGGGAUUGUUUAUAGUCCUUUGAAACUCCGUUGAAAAAAACUGUUACGUGUUGAGUUAAGUGUUAAGUGUUGGUGUCCAUUAAAGUCCAUUAAAAUGAGAAAAAUCCUGCAAUGUUUUCCUCAAAAAGCAUAAUUUCUUCUGAACUGAACAAAGAAAGACAUCAACAUUUUGGAUGACAUGGUGGUGAGUAAAUCUAUCUGGAUUUUUCUUUUAAGAAAAUUGAAUAUUCCUUUAAUCAAUGGGUGGGUACCGUCAAUUGUGUGCUUACCAUCCUUUAUUCUGUUCAUCAACAAGUUAAGAUAUUUUGAUAAAGAAAAAUGUGAAAAAAUAAUGACAAAAUAUUCAUUUUGGGGUGAAAUAUCCCUUUAAUGGGGCGGUCUGAUACACUGUUGAGCAGAGACACUAAUCUUCACUGAUUUUGUUUGCCUUUUUUUUACUUUCAUGGUUACAGCAGAGUAUGCAUAGAGCUAUAACUUGCUAAUAAAAUGAUGCCUUUGUUACUUCAGACUUUUUGUAUAGUGAGUAUGUAAGUUAACUGUCUCUAAAGAGAGGAUCAGGCUUGUGAAGACCGUAUCUUCACCCUUAAGACUUCAGUUAUGAUUUACAAUCGGCUUCACACUGGGAGUCUCUUCAGCCUUAAGCAGAAAUGGAAAAGUGCCAAAUUGAAUUAAGCACGCACUGCCUUCUGUAAGUAAGCUUGACUUCUGCCAAUUUAACAUGGUGACUCGAGACAUAAAGGGUCAAAUCUUAAUUUGAUUGAGUAUUCAGCUAAUAUGCUUCAUAGAGAUGAUAAACACAUGCUGUUAGCAAUUCGAGAUAAUUGACAUGGGAUUGUGUGGUCAGUUUUACAUUUACUAUGGUAAAGCAAUUAGAAAUCUGUUUAUAUCUGAGAGGCUGUGUGAGCGAUGUUUUUCAUCUUUUGCCUGUUUGUAACAAAACUGCCUAGUUUAUCUUUGCUACAAUUUGUAUGCUGAACAUGUAUUUCAUGCUUACCAGCUUUUACAAAAGGCUAACGGCUAUAUUUUUAAAUAAAAGAAAAGUUGAAAGCACAAA